AUGGCCAACCGCCUGGAAGAAUUAAACGGACGCCGCCAUUUUGAUUAUGUUGUUGUGGGCUGUGGUGGUAUAGGAAGUGGCGCCCUCUACUGGCUGUCAAGGAGAGCUCCAGGCAAUGUACUUGGCCUAGAAAGAUUCAACCUGUACCAUGAAAAUGGUGGAUCACAAGACGUAUCAAGAAUAAUAAGACUGAUGUACCCGGCUGAACGAUAUCUGAGGCUGACACCGGAUACUUUUAAAACAUGGGAGACGAUAGAAGAAGAGUCUGGCAUGCAACUUGUCUACAAGUCUGGAGGGCUGAUCAUCACAGAGCGAGGGGUCAGUGACCAGAUUCUGGACGAGUACGAAGACAGCUUGAAGAGGCACAACAUGCCGUACCAACGCUGGGAUCACAAGCAACUCAUGGAGCAUUACCCUCAGUUUACAGCUGGGCCUGGAGUUAAAGCCCUAUUUCAGAAGGAUGCUGGGAUUGUGGACGCUGCGCUGGGCAAUUCGUUACAUGUCCAGUUAGCCCAGGGGCGUGGAGCCAAAGUCUUGGACAACUGCCCCGUCUCCAGGAUAGUGCGCAGACAAGAUGGGCUCAUUGAGGUGGGCACUCCACUUGCCAACUUCACGUGUAAGAAGCUCGUGAUAACUGCAGGUGCUUGGAUCAACAAUAUCCUGAGUAUGAUCGGGUGUCACGUGCCUGUCUACAUCACGCAAGAGAACGUCACGUACUUUGGUACUCCGCACGUGAAGGAGUUUACAGCAGACAAGUUUCCGUCGUUUGUAUGGCACAGCCCAGAGCACGUGACGUACGCUUUACCUGUGCACAGGAUCAGUGGCACCAAAAUAGGCAUCAACUCCUACUCCCAAGUCGUGACAGGUGAUACUCGGACAUGGACGCCAGAUCCUGUUAGACUACAGCUGGCGAUCGACUUCUGCAGGAAACGUGUGCCUAAGUAUUUAGGUCCAGUCAUUAAAACUAAGACCUGUCUGUAUGACAUGACAUCUGAUGGAGAUUUCCUCCUGGACACCUGCGCUAAAGCCGGCUUCCAUGACGUCAUCGUCUGCUGUGGAUCCGCGCAUGCCUACAAGUUCGCAAGCCUUCUGGGUAAAAUCCUCAGCGAGAUGGCAGUGGACGGGGUCACCAAGUACGACAUCUCAGAGUUCCGCUGGGACAGGGAGGGUCUGACUGACCCCAACUUUAAAACAAUCACCGAGCAUUCAGACACGGGGAGGAGCAAAUUAUGAUAAAAUACAGUGCAUCUUGACAUCAUCAGUCUCCGCCUUGAUGUUAAACCUUGACAAGCAAACCUAGGCUAUCAAAACAAAACUAAUCAUUUAAGUUGUAUCACG
Molecule: messenger RNA, 1338 nt
Organism: Physella acuta
Lineage: Eukaryota; Metazoa; Mollusca; Gastropoda; Physidae
Product: monomeric sarcosine oxidase-like
Molecular function (GO): sarcosine oxidase activity; flavin adenine dinucleotide binding
Source: RefSeq, a predicted model, not a curated record